AGUGGGCGGCCGCCAGGCGGGCCGGAGGGUUCUGAGGAGACUUGUUUUCUGUUGGAAAGCUGCUCUGCUGGGGGCGAGGGGCCGCCCGCCCGCCAGCCAGCGCUCGGGUUCGCUCGCCAGCGCGCCCCCCUGCCGGCCAGCGGGGCCGGGUGCCCGCUUCUCCCGGGGAGACGGCAGCACCUUUUCUCCCCGCGCCCGCGCUUUCUCCAGCUUGGCUUCCACCGACUUUGCUAAUCUCCCGGACCGCAUCUGGACGCUCUGGCUCCGGAGCUGCACAAAGCUCAGAUUUCCUUCGGGGAAUUGAGGCAAGAGGGGCUUUUCGGGCCGAGUUCAGCAGAAUUGCGGGAUGGAAGUUAGCAAAUUUGGGCAACUUGCCUCUACUGCCCAGUCGACCUCAGCUCUCCCCUCCCCCGACACACGCCCACACACACACACCCACGCGCACACCCCUCUCCCUAUAAACGCGGGCUGGCGAGCCGCGCGCCGAGUCCCUGCUUCGCAGAGCACCGGACUUGGAGUCAGAGAGACCUGGCUGCGAAUCCCGGCUUCGCCACUUUCUAGCGCUGUGACCUUGGGCAAGUUACCGCACCUCUCCGAGCCUCUCUCACUCUUCUCCUAGCGGGGUUUUAGCACUGACCGCAGGCGGCUUGGCUAGGGGGUAGGAUCAGCCUGCGGCCGCAUCGGAUACUCAGCGGGCGCUCAGUAAGUGUUGAUCAGGCGCGGGAGUGGCCGCCGCCGGCGCCGGAGUGCGGACUCGCCGCGGAGGCCGACACCCCGUGCCCCUUCCUGCUUGUCCAUCCUGUCUCUACGAUCAGUUCCUGAUACAGCACUUGCGGGAACGGACGCUCAGGGCCCCGGUGGCCUGGGUGCUCGCGCCCGCCGUGCAAGGGAUGCUCCCGGCCGCCCCCGGUUCCGCGGCUCCAUCUGGGAUGCGGCGAGGAGGGCAGCCGAGCUGUCCGCAAACAACGGGCCUUUAGUUUUCAGGUGGCGAAACUGACUGGUCUGGUUAGAGCGCGUCCAAGCCAAGCCGCAGUGCUGUUUGGAUUUUUAAAUUUCUCCUUCUGAGUGAGAAAAUAGCAAUCGAGAUGGAACCAUCCGCACAACAGCUCCAGCUGGCAGCAUCACUUCCCGCCAAUUUAUCCAACUUCUGCCAAGGCUCUGAAAUGCCAACAACGUCGAGGCCUGCACUUGAUGUCAAGGGUGGCACCUCACCUGCGAAGGAGGAUGCCAACCAAGAGAUGAGUUCCGUGGCCUACUCCAACCUUGCGGUGAAAGAUCGCAAAGCAGUGGCCAUUCUGCACUACCCUGGGGUAGCUUCAAAUGGAACCAAGGCCAGUGGGGCUCCCACUAGUUCCUCGGGAUCUCCAAUAGGCUCUCCUACCACCACCCCUCCCACUAAACCCCCAUCCUUCAACCUGCACCCCGCCCCUCACUUGCUGGCUAGUAUGCAGCUGCAGAAACUUAAUAGCCAGUAUCAGGGGAUGGCUGCUGCCACUCUGGGCCAACCCGGGGAGGCAGGGCCCCUGCAAAACUGGGACUUUGGGGCCCAGGCGGGAGGGGCAGAAUCACUCUCUCCUUCUGCUGGUGCCCAGAGCCCUGCUAUCAUCGAUUCGGACCCAGUGGAUGAGGAAGUGCUGAUGUCGCUGGUGGUGGAACUGGGGUUGGACCGAGCCAAUGAGCUUCCAGAGCUGUGGCUGGGGCAGAAUGAGUUUGACUUCACUGCGGACUUUCCAUCUAGCUGCUAAUGCCAAGUGUCCCUAAAGAUGGAGGAAUAAAGCCACCAAUUCUGUUGUAAAUAAAAAUAAAGUUACUUACAAAGAGACGGGCCAA
This is a messenger RNA of Nomascus leucogenys (northern white-cheeked gibbon), 1830 nucleotides long. RefSeq names its product Cbp/p300 interacting transactivator with ED-rich tail 1 (gene CITED1). NCBI's taxonomy places the organism in Eukaryota, Metazoa, Chordata, Mammalia, Primates, Hylobatidae. Gene Ontology annotation, cellular component: nucleus. The record is from RefSeq and is a predicted model, not a curated record. Gene Ontology annotation, biological process: regulation of DNA-templated transcription; melanocyte differentiation.